UUGACUCAACCAAGUAUGGCUUCUACUGUUGACAUAGACUUUCCUGUUGAUGGAAUUUUGCCGAAGAAAGAGACAGGGGCGGCGUCUUUCCUUGUCAAGUACCCUGAUUUCGACGGCAGAAAUGUACUUAUCGCCAUCCUCGACACAGGUGUUGAUCCUGGUGCACCCGGUCUUCAGAAAACAACAACAGGAGAUGCCAAGAUUGUUGACUUGAUAGAUGCGACUGGUUCUGGUGAUGUUGAAACAACAACUGUUGUGGAGGUGAAGGAAGGGCGUGUGACGGGCCUCACUGGGAGAACCCUCAUGAUCCCAGAAGAGUGGAAUAUAGAUGGUGGAAAGGUUCACCUUGGUGUGAAAAUUGUGUAUGAACUCUACCCUCGAAUCCUGCGGGACAGGAUCUGUAAAGAACGCCGUGAGAAAACAUGGGACCCACUCACCCGGGAGGCAAUAGCACAAGCCACCAAGGCAUUGGAGGAGUUUGAUGCAGCUCAUACAAAUCCUAAUCAAGAAGAGAAGCAAGAAAGAGAGAACUUGCAAGCAGAGGUCGACAUUCUCACAGAUAUGGACAAGAAAUACUCCGACUGUGGACCUGUGUAUGACUGUGUGGUCUUCAAUGACGGAGAAACUUGGAGGGCAUGUAUAGAUACAAGUGAGCAAGGUGACCUUGCAUCCUGUACAGUGUUAGCCAGCUAUAGGGAGGAGAGGCAGUAUGCCACACUCUCCAAUGAAGAUAAGCUGAACUACAGUUUCAAUAUAUACAAUGAUGGAAAUGUGCUGGAAAUAGUCACAAAUGCUGGUUCCCAUGGAACCCACGUGGCGUGUAUCACUGCGGGACAUUUCCCAGACAACCCAGAGAGAAAUGGAGUUGCUCCAGGGGCACAGAUUAUCGGGGUCAAAAUAGGGGACUCCCGACUGGGAUCUAUGGAAACGGGUACUGCUCUUGUCAGAGCUAUGAUCAAAGUACAGGAGUAUGGCUGUGACCUCAUCAACUACAGCUAUGGAGAGGCAUCACAUUGGUCUAAUUCUGGGCGUGUGAUAGACAUCCUUAGCGAGAUUGUCAACAAACACCGGGUGAUAUUUGUGUCAUCGGCGGGAAACAAUGGCCCCGCCCUGUCCACCAUGGGGACUCCUGGGGGCACUGUCCCUGCACUGAUCGGGGUGGGGGCUCACGUGACCCCACCCAUGAUGGCUGCAGAGUAUUCACUGAGGGAGAAACUGCCAGCCAUGCAUUACACAUGGUCUUCAAGAGGACCCUGUCAUGAUGGCGCUCUAGGUGUUGACAUCAGUGCUCCGGGUGGCGCCAUAGCCUCCGUUCCUAACUGGACCCUCAAGAACUGCCAGCUCAUGAAUGGAACCAGUAUGAGCUCUCCUAAUGCCUGUGGAUGUAUAGCCCUUGUACUGUCCGGCUUGAAGGCAAGGGAUGUAUCCUACAACCCUUAUAGUGUAAAGAGAGCCCUACAGAACACAGCUAAACCUGUGGAAGGGGUUGAGGUGUUUGCCAUGGGUUAUGGACUGGUCCAGGUAGAGAAAGCCUAUGACUACCUUUGUGAGUAUGAGGGAGUGGCAGAAUGUAAGACCCAGUUCACUGUGAGCUGUUCCGGGUUUGGAUCGGGUAUCUACAUAAGAGAGCCUAUUGAUCUGGAGAAACCAUCCAUCGUGGCUGUCACCAUAGACCCUGUACAUUAUGAGGGCAUAACAGAUAAUGAAGAGAAGAUCAACUUCUGCCUGCAGUUGAGUCUGACGUGUGAUGCCUCGUUUGUGCAGUGCCCCUCCCAUCUGGAGCUGAUGAACUGUACACGGUCUGUCUCUAUUAAAGUUGAUCCCAGAGGUCUGCCAGAAGGGGUACACUUUACUGAGGUGUGUGGGUAUGACAUCCGAUGUGUAGAGAGGGGACCUGUGUUCAGAAUCCCUGUAACUGUGAUAGUCCCUGUCAGAGUGACAGACACUUCCGACUAUGUAAUGAAGUAUGACAAUAUGAGUUUCAAACCAGGCCAGAUACGGAGACACUUUAUCCAUGUACCAGAGGGUGCUAAUGUGGCAGUAUUGAGGGUGCAGUCUACAGACCUGGAGAAGAGUUGUCGAAUGUUGCUACAUGCAGUUCAGGUUUUACCACAGUUCCAGUACAAGAAAUUGGAGUUCGAGAAGUUUGUGAAUCUGGCAGACAAGGGGGAAACUAAUCAGGCUUUCCCAGUUGUGGAGAAUCGUACCCUGGAGGUGUGUGUGGCAAAGUGGUGGGCCAAUCUAGGGGAGGUUACUCUCAACUACUCUGUUACCUUUCAUGGGGCCCGCACAUCUUCAAACCCUGUCAUUGUGCAUGCAGGUGACAGUGUGUGUAGGUUUGAUCUCCGCUCCUACCUGAAGACGGAGGAUGUGAGCCCCUCCGUAUCCCUGAAAACCCUCUCUGUGCCCCUCCGCCCCAUUGAUAACAAGAUCAGGUGUCUGGCUGGGACCAGGGAUACUCUACCCGAGGGUCGACAGAUAUACUCUCUCGAACUUACGUACAAAUUCUCUGUGUCUAAGACCGUGGAGGUUACCCCAGACCUGUCAGUGCUCAGCGACCUACUGUACGAGUGUGAGUACGAGUCCCAGAUCUGGAUGCUCUUUGACUCCAACAAACAGCUGCUUGGCUCUGGAGAUGCCUACCCUCACCAGUACAAUGUGAAGCUGGACAAGGGAGACUAUACGGUACUGUUCCAAAUCCGACAUGACAAGAAAAGCACCCUGGAGCGUGUCAAGUCUGCUGUGCUCCUUAUGAACUACAAGUUAUCCAGCCCACUGACCUUUGACCUGUAUGGCACCUGGCAGGGCGCGCUCAGUGGAGGGAAGAAGAUCAACUCUCUCUCAUUGAAGCGCAUGGAUCUUAUUUCUGUCUUUACCGCAGUAAUACCAGAUGACAAGGUACCCUUGGCGAAGACUGCGACACCGGGCUCUUAUCUCUCAGGCACACUCACUCUACUGAAGGAGGAACCGGCUAAAAAGGCUAGUGCAAUACCGUUCAAAUAUGUGAUAACUGAAGCUGGCAAGAAGGCGAGCAAGUCUGCAAAUGGCAAGGACAAAGACAAGGGGGAGAACUCUGAGGAGAAAUCUAAAUCCAUGGAGGAGAAGUUCAUGGAAGCUCAACGUGAUCUCAAAAUUUCCUGGCUAUCUAAACUGGAUAUAGGCCACACAUUGUAUCGAGAAUUGAAGGCAGAAUUUGAGGACCAUAUACCACUGUACAUAGCCAGGCUUAAUGCUAUAGAUAGUGAAAAGGACAGGGAGAAGUGUAUACCAGAGAUCAUAGAAACAGCAAGACUUGUGUUGUCCAAGAUAGACCAGCAGUCGGUUCUCGCUUACUUCGGCAUGAAGUCUGACAACAGUGCUGAGGCUGCAAGUAUCAAAACUAAGAAAGAGGAGAAGAAGGUUGAGAUAAUGACAUCGCUGUUGAAGCUCGGGCUGGCCCAGGCAGACGUUCUUCUCAAUGGCUGGAGUGUAGAGGGUGUCACCGCGGGGGAACUCGACACCACUGUCACGGAGCUGGCCAAGUGGGUAGAACCUACAGACAGCAAGGUUUUGCUGUUGUCCAUCAAGCAUGCCAUGGUUCACCAGCAAUACGGACGGGCCCUCAAACUCACCCUUAAAGAAUGGGACGACAAACCUAGCAAGGAUGCUGGGAUCAAAGUACUCGAGUUGUAUGAGAAGCUAGGCUGGGAUCACUGUCAUCAUUACUUCUCCAACUGGCUGCUGGUGAAAUUCCCGCCUGCAUAUCGACCAUUCUAGACUCCUAACUGCAGGUGCUCAAAUGUGGACCAUCAAUCUUUGCUAUAAUUUGUUUUAUUUUCAUGUAAUGUUCAUGUAAUAAAGACAGGCAGUUUGAGGAAACAUCUAGCAAACUUAGAUAGAAAUAGCAGAAACAAUUCACUUCCAAAUUCUAUGCAGUAUUGGGAAAAUAAUUUGAUAUUUCUUUUGAAAGAAAGUAUGUAAUUUUAAAAAUAACAGUAUAACAACAUGUUGGAAAUAAUAAAUGCACAUGUUGGUGUAAAUUUUUUCAAUAAAAGAGAAUCGGGAGUUUUCAUCGGAUUAAAGGAGUGUAUUUGAACUGUGUGGUCUGGUUAUGUUGUACCAGUCAUAGACAUGUGCACACACCCUCAAUGGAAUCACCUUAUAGGUUGUUAUACAUUCUUUAUUAUUCUGAGCCCAUGCUAAUAAAUGGCCUUAUCAGUCUUGCCUAACAGCAGGUCGGUGUUACCUGUGAUGACGUCUGUAUGUCUUAUAUGAACAAUGUUGUUUUUUUAUGUUGGAAAUCUUGGCAGUCUUCUCUUUAUUCACUGACUCUUCCAUUUCUUGAUAGGUGUUUUAUGAGUGUGUCUGUUAUUAUUCUAUUUACAUAUUGGUCUAUUUAGGAUGUUGGAUUGGUAUAGUAAACAUUAUUCCAUUGUCAUAAAACAUGACAAGUUCUUCCUUGAAGUGUUCAGGGGCAUUUAAUAUUUCCUAGUUUUACUUACAGGGAUUUUAUGUGCACAAUGUUUCGUCUAUAUGACACUCUUGUUUAAUUGAGUUAUGUAAAGCACCAUAUUACAUGUAAUGAACUUAUGAUUGUAUGGAACAUUAAUGUAAUUUUAUGAUUAAGGACUUCAAAGCUAUUGGCUGUAAUUAUUUGAUAUUCAGAACUAAUAUUUGGAGUCCAUCAUUUCUUACUGUAACACACAUUGGCAGUGUCAACAAAUAUGGAUUCUUUUAAUGCAGUUGCAUAAUAUUUCCCUCAGCUUUCUAAUUUGAUAUUGUUAUUCAAACUAAUGAAUUUUAGCUGCUGUUUGAUGUGGCUAUAGUCUUAAUUCCAGUUUUGAUCGGAAAUAUUUUAUUUGGGAGAACAAAGUCAUGAUCAAUGUAUAGAUAGUUUUCAAAUCAGGGUGUCUUUUAAAUCAAUUAUAUAAUUGAAAUACAUGUAACAUGUAAUGAAUUCAAGUGUGUACAUUUUACAGAAAAGAAAUGUUUACUAUUAUAAAUAUAGAGACAAAAGGAGCUGUUACCUUAAAUGUAUGUUCAAGUGUUCAGUGUAUCUCAUGCUCUUCUGUUUUCUGAUUGAUUGUGGAAUCUACUUAUGUAUUCAAGGAAAUCUAUUUAUUUGAUUUCAAAUUUUGAUAUUUUAUAAAACUAAUAAAAGUGUCAACACCA
Messenger RNA from Mya arenaria, 5151 nucleotides. RefSeq names its product tripeptidyl-peptidase 2-like. Gene Ontology annotation, cellular component: cytosol. Gene Ontology annotation, biological process: proteolysis. Bases 16 to 3756 code for a protein of 1246 amino acids. Gene Ontology annotation, molecular function: tripeptidyl-peptidase activity; serine-type endopeptidase activity. NCBI's taxonomy places the organism in Eukaryota, Metazoa, Mollusca, Bivalvia, Myida, Myidae. The record is from RefSeq and is a predicted model, not a curated record. The transcript is spliced from 27 exons.